This is a messenger RNA of Hansenula ciferrii, 753 nucleotides long. Its product is annotated as 6-phosphogluconolactonase. Lineage: Eukaryota; Fungi; Ascomycota; Saccharomycetes; Phaffomycetales; Wickerhamomycetaceae. Gene Ontology annotation, molecular function: 6-phosphogluconolactonase activity. The transcript has a single exon. Gene Ontology annotation, biological process: carbohydrate metabolic process; pentose-phosphate shunt. Bases 1 to 753 code for a protein of 250 amino acids. The record is from RefSeq and is a predicted model, not a curated record.
AUGGUCAAAGUUUACUCAGCUGCAGAAAGUUCAGAAGUCGCUAAUUCAGUUGCUCAAUAUAUCAUCAAGGCACAAGAUGAAGCUUUAUCUUCAAAAGAAUAUUUUGAUAUUGCAAUUAGUGGUGGUUCAUUAGGUAAAGUUCUUAAAGCAGGUUUAGUUACAAAUAAAGAAUUAGGUUCCAAAAUUCAAUGGUCAAAAUGGAGAGUUUUUUUCAGUGAUGAAAGAUUAGUCCCAUUAGAACAUGAAGAUUCGAAUUAUGGUUUAUUUAAUGAAUUAGUUUUAAAAAGUUUAGCACAUGAAGGUCAUGAAGGACCAACUGUUUAUACUAUAAAUGAAUCAUUAUUACAUGAUUCAGAUACAUCAAAUGAUGAAGCUAUUGCUAAAGAAUAUGCUUCAUUUUUACCAAAAUCAUUAGAUUUAAUCUUGUUAGGUUGUGGACCAGAUGGUCAUACAGCUUCAUUAUUCCCAGGUCGUAAAUUAUUAAAAGAAUCAAAUGUUACAAUUGCUACCAUUGCAGAUUCACCAAAACCUCCAUCAAGAAGAAUUACAUUUACAUUCCCAGUUUUACAAAAUUCUAAAAAUAUUGCAUUCGUUGCAGAAGGUGAAGGUAAAGCACCAGUUUUAAAAGAAAUCUUUGGACCAACUGAAAGUGGAUUACCUUGUGAAUUAGUUAAUAAAUUACAAGUUCCAGUCUCAUGGUUUGUUAAUGAUGCAGCAGUUAAUGGUGUUGAUGUUUCAGUUUCUAAAUAUUAG